This is a messenger RNA of Gossypium arboreum, 1461 nucleotides long. Its product is annotated as putative disease resistance RPP13-like protein 1. Gene Ontology annotation, biological process: defense response to other organism. The record is from RefSeq and is a predicted model, not a curated record. Lineage: Eukaryota; Viridiplantae; Streptophyta; Magnoliopsida; Malvales; Malvaceae. The transcript has a single exon. Gene Ontology annotation, molecular function: ADP binding. The coding region runs from base 283 to 1281 and encodes 332 amino acids.
CAGGUCAUUUUACAAGUCCCGUUUGCAGUGAUGAAGUUCUUUCAUCUUUAUUGAAAUUAAAGUAUUUCAAGUUAAAGCAUUCCCCCUCUCAUCUUCAUCUCAUAUUCUCACUCUUGCUCUCCUCUUUUCUAUUUGCUUUCACUUUCACUUACUUUCUUCUGUUUCAAAUCCUUCAUCUCUGCAACUUUCUUCACUUUGAGUUUACGCACUUUCUUUUCCAUUAUUUGCAAUUACUUCCUUUUCAUCUUCCUUUAAACCUUUCUUUGCAAAAAAAAAAAAAAAAUGGCUAUGGUGGGUGAAGCUUUUCUCUCUGCUUCCAUUGAGGUGCUGCUUGAUAGGAUUGUUUCUGGAGAUGUUCUGAGGCUUAUCAAAGGAAAGAAACUUGAACCUGUGCUGCUGAAGAAACUGAAGCCAACCUUGAUGUCGGUGAAAGCAGUGUUGGAUGAUGCUGAAAAUAAGCAGAUUACCAACCCAAGUGUCAAAAGUUGGACUGAUGAACUCAAAGAUGCUGUUUAUGAUGCCGAGGACCUCCUGGACGAGAUCUCUACUGAAGCUCUUCGGAACAAGAUCGAACCCGAAUAUCGAACUACUGCUAUGAAGAAGGUUAGUAGCUUUCUCUCUUCUUCCAAUCCUUUCAAAGAUGGGAUGCAGUCCAAGUUGGAGGAGAUCCUUGGGAGACUAGACUACCUACUCAACCAAAAACAGAUUCUGGGUCUGAAAGAAAACUAUAAAGGAGAAAAGGCAUUUCAAAGAAGGCCUGCAACUUCUUUGGUUGACGAGUCUGAUGUUUAUGGCAGAGAUGAUGAAAAAGAAGAAAUAAUGAAGUUGUUGGAUCCUCAAAAUCUGUCUGAAAAUCAGAUAGCUGUGGUUCCCAUUGUGGGUAUGGGCGGGCUUGGCAAAACCACCCUUGCCCAAUUGAUCUACAACGACCCCAGAGUGGAUAAAUGGUUUGACCGCAAAGCAUGGGUGUGUGUUUCAGAGGAAUUUGAUGCUUUCAAUGUAACCAAAACCAUUCUUGAAGAGAUGAAAUGUAGCUGUGAUGGAAACCAGAACUUAAAUCAGCUUCAACUUAAACUCAAAGAGCAGCUGUCGGGAAAGAAAUAUCUAAUCAUUUUGGAUGAUGUUUGGAACAAGAAUUAUGUUCAUUGGAAAGAGCUUGCAAGUCCCUUCACUUCUGGGGCCAAGAAUAGCAAGAUUAUUGUAACAACACGUGAUGAAAACGUUGCAGCAAUCAUGAGGAACGUGAUAAGAACUCAAAGAGAAUACAAUAGAGAAACGUAGAAGAGGGAAGAAUUAAGAAGAGAAAAUGAGAGAGAGAGAGAGAGAGAGAGAGAGAUAUCAAAGAAACUGCUCAAUAUUUUUCAUAACCGUUUCCCACACACAAUCUAUGCUUUAAAAGAAGAUAGCAGCUAAAGAGGACGUGGCACCAGCAGUUGUGCAAAAUGCCCCGUUUCAAUAAAA